Molecule: messenger RNA, 1460 nt
Organism: Cimex lectularius (bed bug)
Lineage: Eukaryota; Metazoa; Arthropoda; Insecta; Hemiptera; Cimicidae
Product: leucine-rich repeat-containing protein 28-like
Exons: 5
Coding region: 339-1412 (357 amino acids)
Molecular function (GO): protein binding
Source: RefSeq, a predicted model, not a curated record
UAUGUCAUAGCAAUAAGUUUGAAAGUUACUUUAUUUAAACUUGUAAACUUAUUUUUAAAAACAAUAAUACCCUUAUUUUGGCAUAUGGUCAAUUCUCAAAUAUGUGUCAGAUAAAAAUGAGACACUAAAGUUUUUUACUGAACUGUAUUCUGUAAAUCAAAAUUUGUAAACUUCAAAAUGCCACUAUGUGAGAACAUUGCCAACAAUGUGUACCUAUGUAAAGAGGUCGUCGAUGAGCUAAAGAACAGAUACAUUUUACACUGGAAUUAUAAGGGUCUUAAACAGCUUCCAAUUGAACUGUUAUACCAUGGUAAACACAUCGAAGAAUUAUACAUGAAAUGGAACAACUUGAACACUUUGACUGGAUACACAAUAUGAAACUUCUAACCUCGAUGUUUCUCGUCGGUAAUGAUAUUACUACAUUACCUGACAAUAUAGGACUACUGAAAUUUUUAUCUGUACUUGAACUUCAAAGCAAUCAGUUGGAACAACUACCAAAAACAAUUGGACGCUUGAAAAACCUAAAUAUUCUGAAUCUUCAGAAUAACAAAUUAACUUUCAUUCCUACAGAAAUCAAAGAUUUGAAGGCACUGGCGAUAUUAAACUUGCGUGGGAACAAGAUUACACAUUUGCCUCCUCUUCUGUUUCACUUGAAAAGUCUCCAGGAACUAGUUCUUGAUAAUAAUCAUCUCACGAGUCUUCCUCUUGACAUUGUCUAUCUGCCGAAUUUGACAUUUUUAUCACUAAAUGGAAACAAGCUUAGGUUUUUACCUUUUGAGAAGUUCAUCAGCAGCCCAAUGAUAUCGAUUAUUAAUAAUUCGCAGCUUAAUUAUCUGUCUUACGAUCUAGGCUGUGCGAUGACACAACGAUGCAGCUUACUUACAAAUAGUAGUCUUUGGCAUUUUGAUUUAACUGGAUGUGCAAGUGAGAAUAUAAAAUCCGAUGAGUGUUUAAACAACAUUUUAAUAUCUAUACCGAGUUUUGACAAAAUAAUCACUCUCCCCAAAAUAAUUAGGAAGGUGUUUUAUUCCAGCAAUUUCCAGACACCAUCUCUAUUUGAACUCUCCCUGAGAAUAAUUCACGAUCUGUGCUUCAAAGUGAUAGACACUAGGCAAUGCCUAUUUCCUGAAAUUAUAAAUAAACUUCCGAUGACUAUAAAAAGCAUGUUGUAUGAAGGGCCAGUGGCAAAGUGUCAUUACUGUGAAAAAUCUCUUUUCACAGAAUGCAUUCUAUGGCUUAUGCAGAGAAAUUUUUAUGACCAGAUGCCUGCUAAUAUAUUGGGAUCUGUACUUUUCUGUUCCCCACAGUGCUCUAUAUCAUUUGUGCUUUUUGAGGAUUUUGAAAAAAUUCAUGACAGAUUGAAGUUCAACACAAUACCAUGGAAGCUGAUUGAACGUGAUCUGGAAACAUAGAGUAUUUUUAUACAAUUGAUCAAAAUAAAGUAUUUUUUUUAAUUUAAA